Molecule: messenger RNA, 2939 nt
Organism: Hippocampus zosterae (dwarf seahorse)
Lineage: Eukaryota; Metazoa; Chordata; Actinopteri; Syngnathiformes; Syngnathidae
Gene: nop14
Product: NOP14 nucleolar protein homolog (yeast)
Exons: 19
Coding region: 188-2824 (878 amino acids)
Biological process (GO): maturation of SSU-rRNA
Cellular component (GO): nucleolus; small-subunit processome; Noc4p-Nop14p complex
Source: RefSeq, a predicted model, not a curated record
GCUUUCCUUUGUUUUUUUGAACUUUCACACCGUCGCGUGUAUGCUUGUGGUAAACCUGAAGUGAAGCAACGUGGAUAGUACAUUUAAAUGACUUUUUAGUCAUUAAAGUACGCGUCGGCCCCAUUGAGCAAUUAAAUGUCCUCUUCGCAUUGGAUUGUAUGAAUUGAUUCUUCGCGACACACACACGAUGGGGAAGGCACCCAAAAAGCACAGCGUGGCCGACAAAGUUCGCAAAGUUAAGACCUCGGCCGAGAUCAAGAACAACCCUUUUGAGGUGAAAAUCAACCGCAAGAAAUUCGAUGUGCUCGGGAGGAAAAGUAAACAUGAUGUGGGCCUUCCUGGAGUGUCCCGCUCCAAAGCCAUCAACAAGAGGAAGGAGACACUCCUGAAAGAGUACAGGCAAAAGAACAAGAGCAGCAAGUUCAUAGACAGGCGUUUCGGGGAGUAUGACUCCAAAAUGGCGCCCGAGGAAAAGAUCCUGCAGAGAUUUGCCAUGGAGAGACAGCGCGCCAUUGAGAAGAAGGACAUGUACAACUUGAACGAGGAGGAGGAGCUGACUCAUUAUGGACAAUCUCUGUCCGAAAUGGAGAAGUUCACUGACAUGGUGAAUAGCGACGAUGAGUCGGAGGAGAAAGGACGUUUAUCGGCCGAGCUGACGGCCUCUCACUUCGGCGGCGGCGGGGGCCUCUUAAGAAAGAAGAGCGCCGGGGAGCACCCAGACGACGAGGGAGGCCCAAAGGCCAAGUCAAGGCAGGAGCUGAUCGAGGAGCUCAUCCACAAGUCCAAACAAGAGAAGAGGGAGCGGCAGGUGCAAAAGGAGGAGGCACAGGAGCUGACGGAGAAACUGGACCAGGACUGGAAGAGCAUCCAGACGCUCAUGGUGCGCAACAAGCCCAAAGCUCAGCGGGACGAGACUCCAGUGGAGAAACCAAAGCUGGAAGAGUACGACAAGAUGGUGAGGGAGCUUGGCUUCGAAAUGAAGGCCCAGCCUUCCGAGAAAAUGAAGACCACUGAGGAGCUCGCCAGGGAGGACCGGGAGAAGCUGCAGAAACUGGAGGCGGAUCGACUGAGGAGGAUGAUGGGUGAUGAAGAGCCAGAGGUAGCACCGAGUCGCAGUCACGUGUCGGCCGACGACCUCCAUGACGGCUUCAUCCUGGACAAGGAUGACAAGAAAACUUUAGCCUAUCAGGAUGGCAAAUGGAAUCUUGACGAGGAGCCAGUUGAAAAUGGAGCAGAAGGUGAAGAAGAAGAAGAAGAAGAGGUCGGUGGUGGCAGCAAUGAGGAAGCUGAAGAAAUGGUGGAUGAUGCCAGCAGUGAGGAAGAAGAGGAGAAAGAUGAGGAGGAGGAGGAAGAAGAAGAAGAAGAAGAAGGGGAGGAGGAAGAAGAAGAUGGGGAGAAGGAAGAGGACGGUCAUUCCGACUUGGAGUCGGAGCAAGAAAGUGACGAAGAUGAGGAGGUCAAACCGAAGAAGAGCACAGAGGAGAGAAAGGCCCAGCAGGAAGCAGCGAAAGCUGAACUUCCAUACACAUUCACUGUUCCAGAAAGCGCCAAAGAUCUUGAAAAGUUACUUUGUGGCCACACCCCUGACAACCAGCGCCUCAUCAUGGCCAGAACUCAGAAGUGCAACCACCCCAGCCUGGCUGUGGGCAAUAAGCUCAAACUGCAGAAACUGGUGGGUCUUCUGUUGGAUUACCUUGGAGAACUGGCCUGCCGGAGUCCGCCUGAACUGACCACGAUUGACAAGCUAAUUCCAGAGGUGUACAGCUUGUGUCAGAUGUUUCCACAAGCGGCUUGUAAGUCCAUGCAGACCAUCCUCGGAGAUGCUGCGCACAGCAUGGAGGAAGUGCUUGAAGUCAAAGGGAAUGCUGCCUUCCCAACACUCGACGUGCUCAUUUACCUGAAGGUGGCGGCGCUGCUGUUUCCCACGUCAGACUUCCGACAUCCCGUCACCACACCAGCGCUGCUUUACAUCGGCCAAGCUCUCACCAAGUGCCCGGUGAGGUCAUUAGAGGACGUGACGUCGGGUUUAGUGUUGUGCUGUCUCGCGGUGGAGUACGUGUCUUUUUCCAAACGCUUCCUGCCCGAGCUCAUUAACUUCCUGUCCGGAACGCUACACCUGGCCGUGCGGGACAAAACCACUGCAGGUUACAGCGUCGUGCCACCUUUUCGAAGCACGGGUAAACACAGCAAUCUGCUGGUGCUGUCGGACCCGGAAUCUUGGAAGAGCUGGAGCAGGAAAACCCUGCCUCUGUCUGCCACACAGCAACUGGCAUUGAAGAAUGAUGUGGACGCAGAUCACUACAGGUUGACAUGCGUGUACACGUGCAUGGAGCUGCUGAACAAAUGCUGUGCGCUCUACAAAGACCUGGUUUGCUUCACGCACAUCUUUCAGCCAAUCACAGCGCUGCUCUUGCAACACCUCUCCUUCACCUUGUUAUCGGAGCCUUUAAAGGAGCUUCGAACGGCGAUCCUGGAGGUCCUCGGCGCCGCUCCGCUCGCCCGCAGCCGUCUGGUAUUCGAUAAGAAGAAGCCUGUCCCUCUGAAGCUGUUCACGCCCAAGAUUGUGCAAGUCUUGGACUACGGGAAGAAGCGGGGCCAGACGAGAGAGCAGAAGGAAGAGCACAGACUGCGACACAAAUACAAGAAGGAGUUCAAGGGAGCGCUGAGGGAGAUCAGGAAGGACACGCGCUUCCUUGCCAGCGAGAAGCUCGACGACAUCAUGAAAAGGGAUGCGGAAAGGAAGAGGAAGGUCAAGGAACUCUUCGGCAGCUUGGCUACGCAGGAGGGAGAGUGGAAAGCUCUCAAGCGGAGAAAGAGGAAAUGAGCGCUCCCACCUCACAAGGACGAUGCUUUCACUUUUUUUGUUUGAUGACACUUCUGGUGUCAACUCCACACGUACGGCAAACGUGCGACAAUGCACAAUCCCUCGUGUUCAUAAA